Messenger RNA from Stylonychia lemnae, 5355 nucleotides. NCBI's taxonomy places the organism in Eukaryota, Ciliophora, Spirotrichea, Sporadotrichida, Oxytrichidae. The record is from the annotation of a GenBank genome assembly.
AUGUAAAACAAAAAGGGCAGAGAUAAGUCUCCCAUUUCACCAUUUUCAAAUAAAUGCAAUGAUGAGAUCAAUAAAUAUAAGGACCUGACAUCCAUCAAGGAAAAGUAUUUGAAGAAGACUUCACAAAUGUGCUAAUAGUUAUACACUCCUAUUGCCAAUAGAAAUCUGAGUAAUGUUCAAAUGUACAUCCAAUCUUGCAAGAAUCAAGGAUAUCGAAGAGACUUAGGAUUUGAAGAGAAUGAAAAUCAAAUGAAACAGCUGAACGAUUCCAAAUAAAGACUUGAAGAUAGGUUCAGUUAAUCAAUGAUGGAGCAGGAUUCAAAUGAGGUCGUGGCUGAUGACAAGAAGAUAUAAUAACUCAUUGAUAAGUUAUAAGGAGUACUAGAUUCAUAGGAUUUCAGAAUAUCUCAAAGACUAAAAUGCUAAUUCAUUUAAACCCUAAAUAAGCAAGUAAAGAUUUCUAAGUUUCUUGAAAAAAUAGCAAGAAAUAAAGACUAUUAGUGCAAGUAUAGAACGCUAAGAUAAUUAAAGCAAAAAUGUAUGAAGAAACUUGUAUUGCAGAACAAGCUCUAUAGGAUAAUGAGUAUUUUAUAGAAGUAUAGAAUUACCUAGUAAGCCUAGAAUUUCUACAAAUGGAAGUAUGAUAGUCAAAUAGAAGAUCUAAACGAACAGCUCCAGUUAGAAUAGAAUGAUCUGAUCAUUGAAAAAUCUAAACUAGUUAUGAUGGUAGCAUUUUCUAAACUGGAUACUAAGCUAUCAAUCACAGGCAAAAUCAAAGCAUUAAACUAGAUUAAGCUCAGGGCUCAAUUUAACCAAAAAUUGGCAAGUUUAGCUAGAUUAAGGAGCAAAUUCAUAAAAAGAUAAGCUGUUUAAAAUUUUAAAAAUAAUGUGCACAAGUCAUAGUAAUAAAAGCAUAAAAUACUAAGAAGAAUUUUAAAUAACAAAAUUAAGGCUAAUAUAAGUCUACUUUAAAAGAGUUUCAUGAAAUUUAUUAUCAAUGAAAAGAAGAGUUAUAAUAGAUACAUUUCUUCCUAAUAAUAAAACUAGGUAUAAGCUAAUGGCGAUAAGCAUAAAAAUUUCAAGAUUGGAACAGAAUAAAAAUUAUAAAUGAAAGUUAGAUAGCCUAAGGAAACAACAUUCUAUGGAAUAAAAACUAUUUAAAGGCUUGUUCACUCUUAGCCAAAUCUAAAUUAUCAAUAUAAUCAUAAGUUAAUCAACUUACAUCAGAAUAAUAAGUAAAGUAUAAAAUCGUCAAAGAAAAGAAAUAAUCCAAAGCAUUAUAAUAAAAAAUCAUUGCAAAUAGUUGAAAUAGAUGUAGAGGAAAAUGAAGAGGAAUACACAGCAAAGUAGCUACUAUAACCUAAUCAUUUCGCAAUGAAUCUAGCGGCAAUAAACGAUGAAUCUCUUAUCAGAUUCUCUCCAAGUCAUCAUAGCAAGAGAAAUUCUCUUUCAAACUAUCACAGAUUGAACAUUAGUAACAUACUCAAGAACGGUGGUUAGGAUACCAUUGAUGAAGAAGAUCAUAUAAUACUGAGUAGAUUGAUCUAAAAGUAUUAAAGAGAUUUUAACAACCUCUCCUCAAAUAACCCUGAUAUGGUUAGGAGACACAAAUUACAUGGCUCAAACUAUUCGUUGUCAACUCUAAAUCUUAAUAGUCAUGAAACACAAGGUGCAGGUCAGACAAGUAACAUUCUGGGCAACAAUAUAAAUUAACACAUCAAUACCUCUAAUUAGAAUAAUGGAUCAAUGCUCCAUAGAAAGCUUAAUUCAAUGGUCUAACUCGAUAAGUCGAAUUUCUUUAACCAACAUGAAUAGAACUCAAAGAAUCAUUAAUAAUAUGCUUAAGACUCAGGACUAUAAGGACAUAAGAACAAAUUUUAAACAUAGGAAAUGCUUUAGAAUCUAUUUGCUUUUGGAUAAUAUACUCCUAAUGGAGCCUAGGAGAAGCAUAUCAUGAUUGAUGAAGAGGAUGAGUAUAUGGAUGAUGGAGAAGAUGAUCAAGAUGAGGGUGAUCAGGAUAACUCCAUCGAAGAGAAGUUGUCUUUCACGAGUCCCAGCAGUGAAAGACUACGCAAUAUGAAAGGUAAAAGAGUCAAUUCGAAUAAUAUGAUAUUCAAUGACCAAAGAGAUAACUCUAUCAGUGUAAGCAAAAUAGAGGAUGUAGAAAUAGACCCCUAGUAUCAGACUCAUUCAAGAAUUGAGUUUUAGCAACUGUAAUAGCAAAAUGAGGAUGAAAAUGGUCAAGGCACAAAUAAUAAGAAAGAUUUUUCUUUCUCUAUAGAAAAAGACAAAGAUCAGUACAUUUUUUCAGGCACUUAGGAAAGAGAUAAUAUCAAAGUUAGAAGGAAUAAAAAGAAGGAAGGUAAUAGUAGAAACUAUCAUAAAAAAUAAUUGAAUCUCAGCAAGCAAGAAAGGGAAAAUAUGGCUUUGAAUGAACUCACUAAUGUCCUCAAUUAACAGUAUAUGAUGCAUUAGAAUCUUAGAUCUUCAGAUUUAGUGGCUGGAGGUACUUAUGGAGGUGGCAGCGUUGGCUACCAUCCAUUAAUAUAUAACCCUUAACUUGAAUAAGAAACAGCAAACUUUAAUAUUGGUGAUUGGAAUAUAACAAGAUCUCCAAUGGGAAGUAUCCAUCAAAAUUUAUAUCGUCCCUUAACUAGGAGCAGUUUAAUUUGUAAGAGUUCAUAGAGAAGUAAUAAGCAUCAGCAGAGUAUUUUAAGCCAGAUUUAAAAUGAGUAGAAUCAUUUAUACAGUAACUAGUUACUUAACUCCUAGAAAUCUGGAGAGCGAUAGCUAAGUUGCUAACGUAAGUUAAUUAUGAUCUCAUCUCCUGACCAAAACAACAUUAGAAGGUUCUCUUAAUACUCCCAGACGCCCUCUAAUAAUAACUACUAGCUAAGAUAAGGGCCGAAUGACUUUAUCAUGUAGCAGAAUCAGUUAAUGUAGAACUAUGAGGACACUCCUGUUGAUACUGUAUCAAAAUUAAACUUUAACUAUCUAGACUAAGAUCAGUAAGAUUCUUAGUCACCUCUAUAAGCCCAAUCUCAUUUUGCAAAUUUCUCAUAAGAUUUCAUAUCCCCAGAGAGACUAAACAAGACUCUAAAUGCUGGGGCUACAACUCAUAGAAAGGAAAAUAGUAUUGCAAAUAUAAAUAAAGAUGCCAGCUUAAUCUUGAAUACAUCGGGAGUAACUACUUUUGCUUAGUAAUCAGCAUUCGAAUAAUUCAGAACAAAACUUAACGAAAAUCUAAAGAAUCUUCAACCAAAGAAUAACAUUCCCAGCCAAUUUAUGGAGUUUCAUCAUUAGAGAUAGCAAUCUUUGGCAAUCUAAAAUGCAUAGCCUUUAUCUGUGAAUAUUUCACCUAAUCCUAAGCAAAAUCAUGUUUAGAGCAAAGCCUCAGAUCUUGAAAGCUAGAAUUAAGUAAGAAACUUCUAUCAAAGCAACUAGGUGAGUACUCGUAAAUUAAGGUCGGACCCUAAUGAAAUAUAUCAAAGCAUUCUUAAUAUGAACAGUCACUAGUAGUCUAUCAACUAAAUAUAAAAUGAUCAAAUACUUUUGAAAUUCAACCCUUCAAGAUACGAUGCAAGGCAAAGAGAAAGUGCUUAGAACUUUGAUCUAGCAGAUCCAAUGGAAAUGGGGUCAACAUUUAAUUCCAUUCAGAACUUUCACAUGAAAUAGUCUAUUCACUAAAUGAUUUCAAUAAAAGAGAAUAUAAACCCUCAACUAUCACUGCAAGAAUAAAUCAUCCAUGAAACUUUUGAUGAUCAUGAUAUAACCUUAAGGAAAUCUCCAGAGCCCUAAUCAUCUAAGAAUUAUCAGCACAGUUCAUAGUAUCAGGCUUCUAUUCCAAUACUUUAAUUCGAUAUCAACAGUGUUGAAGAUAAUGUUAAAUUUGAAAACAUGAGAUAAUCUAAAGAUAAGAAUAACUUAGAGUUCAUAUUGCAGACUCAAUAAUCUAUAGACAACAAUAAUCACUUUUCAAAGAGGACAAUGUCUCAUAAUGAUCUAGUUUAGCUAGGCACAAUGUCACAGCAAUAAACACUAGGACCCUAUCUUACUUAAAGAUCCUAAAGCAUUUAGUAAUUUGAUUUAAUGAAUACUGUAAAUGAAAAUAGCAAUAGUAACAACAAUAAUAAUCAGGUAAAUCAAGUAUAAUUUGGCAAUCAGUAAAAUAAGUUUAUAGAUGCUUUCAAGUAAUACGAAGCAGAAAAGAUCAAGAAGCGUAAAAGCGAUAAUUAAGCCUGGAAAAUAAACAACUUUAAUUCUCAAUAAUCACAGACUUAGGAUAAAUUUGGAAUAAAAGAUUAGUUGUUAUAGGGUGAUAACAAUUUCUUAUCCUUUAACUAGCUCAAUUAAAAUUACUACUUGCAGACUUAGAAUAGCACAAUUCCUAAUCAAUAGAAUUCUAAGGUACAGGUUAGAUCUUCAUCUCCUUAACCAGAAUUUUUCAAUUAAAAUCAUCAAAAAGCUAACCUAGGAGAGGCUGCUCAAUCAUGCUUAAUAAACAUUGAUGAUAAUGAUGAAACCUCCUCUAAUGGAUAAAUAAUAGAGAGAGAAGCUGAAGAAGAAGAAUCUUUCAUUAUAGCAGAUCAUUCUAAGCAUGUUAAGAUGCCAAAGUAAAAGAGUCUUGCUGGCUUGUUCAAAGAUGGUACAAACUAUGAUAAUAAUACCCUCUCUACAAUUCUUAACCAAAAUAACACUCAGGAAAAUAUCAAUGAAUCUAACUUCAACACAAAUGCUGAUAACAAGAACUCAAGAUAAAAGAGUCUUGGGUCUCUAGGUAGAAAACCAAAGGAAAUUGUAAUCCAACUAGAUAUUUCUUAAUAUGCAUCAGGCAGAACAGACGAUAGAUCAAUGAAUAACAUCUCUUAAUAUGCAAUUAAUGACAAGUCUAGUAUACUAAAUGAGACCACAAGUAGAAAUCUUACUUAGAUUGGAGCUCCUAGCAAAAAUAUUAAAUCGAAGUCGAAGACCAAUUUCGGAAAUGCCACUUUGAAUAGCAACAACAGCACAAAUAAAAACAAUAGUACUUUGAAUACUAUUACUCAGAAUGCCUAGAAAAAUAAUCAAAAGUCAAAAACAAGAUAUGGGAAUGUGAAAAAUUAAACUAUAAAUAUUAAGAGUUAAACAUAACAACUACUAAUAAGUGAAUUACUCAAGCAGCAGACUUCUAAAAAUGGGGUUUCAAGAGUUAAUAACCUAGUAAAUAAUAGUUCAGAACCCACAGGUCCUACAUUGAUUACAGAUUUAAGAACCUAGACAAAGAGUAAAAUCACUGGUAAAAUUGUAACCAAUCCUAGUACUCUGAAUAACACUGCAAAGCAUAAGUCAAGGACUAGAAGUAAAAAUUUGAUUUGA